Apus apus (common swift) is the source of this 2465-nucleotide messenger RNA. RefSeq names its product ankyrin repeat domain 54 (gene ANKRD54). The transcript is spliced from 8 exons. The record is from RefSeq and is a predicted model, not a curated record. NCBI's taxonomy places the organism in Eukaryota, Metazoa, Chordata, Aves, Apodiformes, Apodidae. Gene Ontology annotation, molecular function: protein binding. Bases 15 to 818 code for a protein of 267 amino acids.
CCUCCGCGGCAGGGAUGGAGGGCAGCGGCGGGGCCGCCGGGCCGCCCGGCGCGGGGCCGGGGCCGGGGCCAGAGCUGGAAGCGGAGCUGGCGGGGCUUGCGCUGGGGCCGGCGGCGGGCGCCCCCCUCGGCUACCUGCACGUCCUGUGGCAGAGGGAGGAGCCCACGGGGAAGAUCCCGGCCCGCCGCCUGCGCAGGGCCGCCCGCCUGCACCGCCGGCUGGGCCCGACGGGCAAGGAGAGCCACGCUCUGAAAAGACUGCGUGAAGCUGCCAAUAGCAACGACUUGGACACAGUGCAGCAACUCCUGGAGGAUGGGACUGACCCCUGUGCCGCGGACGACAAAGGCCGGACAGCCCUGCACUUUGCCUCCUGCAACGGCAACGAUCACAUCGUGCAACUGCUUCUGGACCAUGGGGCUGAUCCGAACCAGAGAGAUGGGCUGGGAAACACCCCCUUACACUUGGCUGCCUGCACGAACCACGUUCCUGUCAUCACCACGCUGCUGCGCGGAGGGGCCAGAGUUGAUGCCUUGGAUCGAGCUGGCAGAACCCCGCUGCACCUCGCGAAGUCAAAGCUAAACAUCCUGCAGGAAGGACUCUCCCACAGCCUGGAGGCUGUACGUCUGGAGGUGAAACAGAUUAUCCAGAUGUUGCGGGAAUACCUGGAGCGUCUGGGGAGGCAUGAGCAAAAGGAACAGCUGGAUGACCUCUGCUCCAGGUUACAGAUGACUAGCACCAAGGAGCAGGUGGACGAGGUUACAGACCUUCUGGCCAGCUUCACAUCGCUCAGCCUGCAGAUGCAGAUGGAGAAGAGGUAAUGGGCUUCCAUAUCAUCUUCCUGAUGCACCAGGAGAAGCCUUAGAGAGAAAAAGAGGAAGCUGAAGCUUGCUUCCCGGAUCGCUGAGUAAACAUUGCUGCCAGUGGCCCUCCCUGCCAGAUCCACUCUCCAGUGGUGCUCAGACUGUCCCUGUGGGUGGUGCCACAGCUGCCUCACAGGGAGGCAGCAAGCUUUGGAAAACAGAGACAGCAGAGUGCUGCAGCUGAGACUCUUGGAGAAAAAAAUGCUGCUCUGUUUUUUAUCAGAUGGGCUGGCCCUGAAUAAGGUACCCCUUCCUGAGAUACUCUGCCUUGUCCUAAGCACGUCAGCUCAAUGUAGGUGGUGCUGAUGCCAUGUGCAGUCCCAAGCCCUGACUGGGUGCCCUCAGCAGCUGGCCAACAUCACAGAAAUGUUUGGAACAGGCACCUUUUGCCACCUCCACAGUACUCAACUGCACGGGGGAAAAAGUGGAUGCCUUGGACAACAGAAGGCUUUGUGCUGUGAGAAGAACACACACUUAAAUUUGUGCAUGCUAGCAGCUGAGCAAACAUACUGCCUUGAGAAACACACACCGAGGCUUAAUCCUAACCUUCUCCUGAGCCUGCAGUCCAAGAAUCUGUUUGGUUACAAAUGGGAUACAAAGCUUUUAAUCACUAGACUUAAAAUUUUCACUGCCCCAUUUUUUAAAUCACUGUUGCAAGUUAGUGCUUAAAUACUACAGCGAAAGACUUGCAAAAAAUACCCAGGCAGAUAGCAAGCAGGCCAGAGCUGCCGUGGUGCAAGAAUAUAAUUGAGGGGAGGGGUGUGACUUAAUCCUAGUGCAGUUUUAGACAUCUUGCAAGAAAACCACCAUAACUGUGGCUUCCUAUUCCUGGUGGACUUGAGCAAGAGGUCCAGUUGCAACAGGACGUAUUGUGCUGCCCCAGCAGCACCAAACCCAGAUCUAAUCCAUACUGUGUUUCUUGCUUGUCACGGAGAGGUGCUGCUUCAGGACCGAAUGUGCAGCAUGAGGAACAACGUUCUGACCUCUGCUGGGAGCCUGAAGUGAUGCAGCUAUGGAGGAUGCAGGGAAUUGCUCUUGCUGCUCACUUGCUUCUGCCCCGCUGUGGUUAGUAAUGACGAUGUAGAUAGCUUUUUUUUUUGGAGCACAGAUCCAUUAAAUCAUGUCAGUAGGGCACCACCAGCAGCAGGGUGACAAGAAGGUGUCCAGCAGUAAUCUGAGUUCCCACCUAAAAUGAUGUAGUGGCCUGGUAGCAAUACCUGUGCCACAGCUUGGGAAUCACAGGUUUGGAAUGGUUUAUUCUUAAGAUUUGGUUUCAGCAGCCACAGUCUGCAGCAUUCUUCAGAGACCUUCAGGUCAGCAGGUUCUCUAACAUCUGGGCUCUUGUCCAGGAGGAGGCUAAGUGGACCUCACGUGUUCAAAGCUGACGCACAAAAAGACACCUGGCUCUUAGAUGGGUUCAUCCGUGGGAUGCUGGAGACCAUGGCUGGUGUUACUAUGGACUGGUUAGGCUGGAGCUGUCACUAUGAAUACUGAUACUUUGUCACAAUACUCCGGAUGGGAAGGAUACAGAGGGGGUGGGAGACAAUCUGACCUUUUUGUAUUUUGAACUUCAAUAAAAUCCAGCCAGCCUUUUCAGACUCCUCA